UCCCAUUGACAACGUUAACGUCACAUUAUUGCUUCUGUUCGAAGAGAGCAGCAAACAGGAGCAAAAAUGCCGCGCUUCAAUUUCGAUUCUUACAUUUCCAAGAACUCGUUGCAUGAUUUUAGUUCAUUGCAUGAUCUAGAUCCGCAAGCAGAUUGGGAAGAUAAGCACAAGACAGAGAUCACAGAUGGGGAGCGACCUGUUGAAACUAUUGCAUCUACAACAUCUUCUGACAUUGAUAGGCAGCUUGUUUCAGAAAUCAAUGCUUUGACCGGAGGUGAAUAUACAUUAGAAGAUCUCGGUCUAAUGCCAGCAUAUCAGCAGUAUGAGGAGGAGCAAAACGAUACAUUUCAAGAACAAGGAGAAGGGUUCAAUAAUCUAGAAAACAUGGAUGUGGAAAUUACAGAGCAAACAAGUAAAGAUUCCAUUGAAACUAAUCAAUCAGCAAAUCAACAAAAAGUAAAGCUUGAAAGUCCUAGGCCUGCAAAAAAGAUGACAACUAGUGCGGCCGUAGCAGCGCCACUUACACUUAAGAUGGCAGAUGACAACACAGAUCAUUUUGAUAUCACACACUCCCAUAAUACCAAGAUGGGACCAGAAAACCAUAUUGGACAAAUGACUGAUGGUGGUAUGUUUAAUAGUACCGAGGGUGGAAUGUUUCAUAGAACCAAUAGUGAAAAGUAUGCAAGUCCAAAUCCGAUUAAACUCGGUAUCGACCAGCACGCAACAUCUUUAAUCUAUACCGAUAGCAGAAAUGUUCUUCAUCCUGUAAGGAAUACGAAUGAAAUCAAGAAUUUAAUUUCUGUAUCGAAACCAGAAGUUAUGGCUCCUUUACCAAAUGAAGUGGAAGAAGCAUUAGGUAGAUUAAAGAAUAUACCCGCCCAACAAGUUUCGCAUUUUGCACAUCUUGGAGAUUACGUCCGCCAUCUGCAGGCCAAUGAAAGAAUAUGCGAUGUAACCGUCCACAUCGGUACUGUAAAGUAUGCAGCGCAUCGCAUAUGUCUCGCAUGCUACAGCGACUACUUCGCCGAUAUCUUUUACAGCAGAGGCGAGAAACAGCGUGUCCCACUUACUGUCAGACUAAAAGGUAUUAAACCAAUUGCUUUCGAAAUCUUACUUAAAUACAUUUACACCGGAAUAUUAGAUGUCUACCCAGAUGUCGUGGGUGAUUUGAUGACUAUGGCAGAAAGUCUACGAAUCCCAAUGGUGAAGACCCGUGUCAUUGAUCAUUUAGAAUGCCUUCCAUUAGCAGAGGCACUCGCCAUCUUGAUGAAAGAGAAAAUAUUCGGACCAUUAUAUGAAAGGGUGAUGGUCGCUGUUUGCGAGCAGUUUAAUACAUUCAGACACGAAGGGGUGUUUCUAGAAAUAGACUUUGAAACAUUGGUCACUAUUCUAAGUAGUGACAAUCUUAACAUAACCUCAGAAUUAGAUGUCUUUGGAGCAGCUAUACGCUGGAUUGCACAUAACAUAAUGCACAGAAAGCAAUACCUUAUAAGGCUGAUGCACUGCGUGCGCUUUGCUUUCAUGACCCCGACAGAAAUCUUCCACUGUAACGAAAGAACAGAUAUAUUGAAAGGAGAUAACCAAUGCAAGAUGAUGUUACUGGAAGCCCUUUGGAUUGCAACUGCCAAGAUGCUAUGCAAAGAAGACCCAUACAAUUUUGCGGUACCAAAACAACGUAUUGCUACCAUGCACCAACCAUUAGUUAUUCGGCCUGUACAGAAACAAGAAAUAGCCCAAGAAAUACAUCAGUCAGUAGCACCCAUGCAGACCCCUAAAAAGCAGAGUGCUGGCUAUUCACGGAAAGUAGAUGUAGAGGUACAGUCCCCAAUUAUGACACCACGUUACCAAAGUUCUGAGCCAGCAGACGAUACUCAGCAACCAUUACAGGAUGUCAUUGUGAUUGGAGGAUUUAACCCAUCAUCAAGCAGAGCAGCCGUUUCUGCUAAGGGUAUUGAAAGAUACGAUAAGAGUAACAAUGCAUGGAAACAUUACUCCGAGUUACCAGAGCCUCGUCUUCAUUAUGCUGUAACAAUAUUGAAUGGAAAGAUAUACGUAACAGGUGGAAUCGAUCCAAGAAUGCACAUUAAAAACCCAAUACCAUCAACUGAUUCCUUUGUAUACGAUAUCAAAUGCAAUGCCUGGAUUAAAAUCAUGCCGAUGAAUACGGCUAGGAUGUACCACUCAUUAUGCUCUCUGUGUGGAAUGGUGUACGCUAUUGGUGGACAGGAUGGCGAUAACAGUGUAUUGAAUACAGUAGAAUGUUAUAAUCCAAUGACCGAUAACUGGUUCUUUGUCAAAUCAAUGUCAACAGCGAGGCUGGGCGCUGCAGUUGGAAACCUUGAUGGUCAAAUGUUUGUAACAGGAGGAUAUGGUGAAAAUAUCAGCAGAAAGUCUGGAAUGCCUGUUCUUGACACCGUAGAAAGUUUCGAUCCAAGAAAAAACCUAUGGACCGUACACAACAAUCUUCGGUUUCCCCGUUGUCAUGGUAAUAUUGUCACUAUUAACGGAGUUAUGUAUCUUUGCGGUGGAGCCACUCGAUCUUAUACAAGCAUGGACUCUGUGAUCAGCAGUGUCUCUAGUAUCGAUGUAUACAACAAAGAACACGAUGUUUGGGAAUUUUGCUCUGAUAUGGUAGUAUCCAGACAUGAUGCUGCUGUUGCUGCCGUUGGUGACCUUAUAUACAUAAUUGGAGGUGCAUCCACCCAGUCUAACAGAAUUUUGAGAUCAGUCGAAUGUUUUGAUACUUCAACAAAAUCAUGGGUUCCUGGAGUUCAAGAUUUGCCUUAUCCAUCGAAAUGGAUACGAAGUCUGGCCAUUGUAAGCAAGUAAAGCGAAGAGUAAAUUGUCCGAAGAAGAUGUUAUAGAAACUGAACUGAAUGAUCUCCUAGUUAGAAUUGUAAAUGAUAUAAAAUAAAUAUAUAUGCAUUUUCAA
This is a messenger RNA of Mytilus trossulus (common blue mussel), 2932 nucleotides long. Its product is annotated as kelch-like protein 2. The transcript has 9 exons. Gene Ontology annotation, molecular function: protein binding. Bases 67 to 2829 code for a protein of 920 amino acids. The record is from RefSeq and is a predicted model, not a curated record. NCBI's taxonomy places the organism in Eukaryota, Metazoa, Mollusca, Bivalvia, Mytilida, Mytilidae.